Molecule: messenger RNA, 4047 nt
Organism: Myodes glareolus (Bank vole)
Lineage: Eukaryota; Metazoa; Chordata; Mammalia; Rodentia; Cricetidae
Source: RefSeq, a predicted model, not a curated record
CACGUUCCAGGGUGCGCAGGGCAUGAAGCCCGCGGCGCUGGAGACGCGGCCACCCCCGCGCUCACCCGGGCUCCGCUGGGCGCUGCUGCCGCUGCUGCUAUUGCUACGCCUGGGCCAGGUCCUGUGCACAGGUGCAGGUGCGGCUCCGAGCCCUGUGUUUGGCAUUGAAGCUGUUUCCAGUCCAACCAGCGUGGAAUUAACAUGGAAGCACAACGAUUCAGCGGUUUCAGAGUACACUUACAGAAUAGAGAAUAAGAUGGAAAAGAAUCUGACGUUUACUACUGAUAAAAACCCAACGUCAUAUAACAUCACAGGCUUAAGUCCAGCUACUUCCUAUACAUUCUCCAUCACUCCAGUAGCAGCCAAUCAGACCUUUGGAGACCCCACGGACAAAAAUGUCACAACAGAACCUUUGCCGGUGACUGAUCUCCGAGUUGCCUUCAUGGGUGUGACGCAGGCCCUUCUCACCUGGAGCAACACAAGUGGCUCUGCCUCCUACCGGAUGCUUCUUAAAAGCUUUGGAAACUCCCCAGAGUUGACUCCAUAUCCAUCCAUCAAUAUUUCAAUAUAUGGGCUGGGGGCCCAUAGUUUCUGUCCUUUCCCAGAAUCAAAGGAGACACAGAAUGACUUACAGGUUACAGAAGAUACCAAUGGUAGCGAGAGAAGCCCCGUGGCCAACCUAUCCCAACUCCACAGGAGCUUUCUCGACUCCGUAGACCCACCUUCUGUUCAGGGUCCCUCCCUCCUAGAGGUCUUGCUCACCGGGCUAAGGCCGGAUACUGACUACAGGGCCGUCGUUUAUUCUCAAGCAGCAGAUGGCACAGAAGGACAGCCUGGGAAUGAAGAAGUGUUUACAACAAAUUCCAGCCAGGUUUUUGACAUCAGAGCUGUGAACAUCAGUGCCACAAAUAUGACCCUGACCUGGAAGAUCAAGUAUAAUGAUGGGUUAUCUUUUCCUUACACCUACAAGAUACAUGUGGCUGGGGAGACUAAUUCUCUCAAUCAAACUGUCAACAAGACUGAGGCUGUCAUCCAUGGACUCAGCUCGAGCACCUUAUACAACAUCACAGUACGUCCUUUCCUCGGUCACAUCGAGGGCACACCAGGCUUCCUCCAAGUAUAUACUUCCCCUGGUCCGGUUUCUGACUUCCAAGUGACAAAUGUCAGCAUAAGGGAAAUUGGUUUGACUUGGAGAAGCAAAGACUCACAGUCAUUUAGGAUCCUUACCAUGCAGGAGGGAGGUGAGAAGAUUGAAAAUUAUACAACUGGAAAUAGCUUUACCAUUGAAAAAUUAAAGCCUGGAACCACUUAUCAUUUUGAAAUAUUUCCACGAGGACCAGAUGGGACUGAAGGGCCAUCCAGAACAGUUGGUGUCAGAACUGACCGCAGUGCUGUGAUCGACAUCCGAGUGAUCAGUGUUGGCACCAGUGAGAUGCAGCUGGAGUGGGGGAACACAGACGGUACUUCUGGGUAUAACUACCACAUAGUUCUGGUGUCUGAACACAGCCCCCACGAGACCAACAAGACCACCGUUUCUCAGAAAGCCGUCACACUAAAGGGCCUCACCCCAGGCACCUUAUAUAAUGUCACAAUCUCUCCAGAAUUGGAGAAGGUCCAAGGUGACUCCAGCUCUAUUGCCCAGUACACACGGCCCAGCAAUGUGUCUGACAUUGAAGUAAGCACCAACGCCACUGUGGCAGUCAUCUGGUGGAAGUAUCUGGACCCAGCCCCUGCUAAGUUUUCCUACUGCCUUAUCUUGAAGGCUGGAGAUGACAGCAAUGUAACUAAGAUGGUCAUACACACUGGAAUCACUUCUGUGACAAUCGCUGACUUAAUCCCUGGCUCCUCUUACGAAGUGGAGAUCUUUGCAAAAGUUGGGAAUGUUACAGCAUCACCUGGCCGGAGGUUGUUCUGUAUGGAACCUGCACCAGUGGCCUUCUUCCACUGUGAGAUGGUCCCUAAGGAGCCAUUUCUGGUCCUGAAGUGGCCCUGCCCCCCUGGCGUGAAUAAAGGCUUCAAGAUAGGGGUCAGGAAUGACACUUGGAACUAUACGGCACUCCUGGAAAAUUGCACUUCAGAAAAUGACACAGAAUGCAAGAAAAAAGUACCAGAUUUGACGUUUUCUACCUCGUACAACAUUAGCAUUGUCACCUUGUCUUGUGAAAAGAUGGCACUCCCCACCCAGAGCACCUGCACCACUAGCAUCACAGACCCACCUCCUCCAGAUGAAUCCCCUAAUAUUACAUCUGUCAGUCACAAUUCAGUAAAAGUUAAGUUCAGUGGUUUUGACGCCAGCCAUGGACCUAUCAAAGCCUAUGCUGUCAUUCUCACCACUGCAGAAGCUGGCCAGCCUUCUGCAGAUGUUUUGAAGUACACAUAUGGAGAUUUCAAAAAGGGGGCCUCAGAUACUUAUGUGACAUAUCUCAUAAGAGUAGAAGAGAAGGGACGCUCUCUGGGCUUGUCUGAUGUCUUGAAAUAUGAAAUCAAUGUGGGGAACCAAUCCACCACCUUCGGCUAUUACAACGGAAGGCUGGAGCCUCUGGGUUCCUACCGGGUGUGUGUUGCUGGCUUCACCAAUAUUACUUACAACCUUCAGAAUGGUGGACUCAUCAAUGGGAAUGAGAGCUAUGUUUCUUUCAGUCAAUAUUCGGAUGCUGUGUUCCUGCCUCAAGAUCCAGGUGUCAUCUGUGGAGCAGUGUUCGGGUGUAUCCUUGGUGCCCUGGCCAUUGUGGCUGUAGGGGGCUUCAUCUUCUGGAGAAAGAAAAGGAAAGAUGCCAAGAAUAAUGAAGUGUCAUUUUCUCAAAUUAAACCUAAAAAAUCCAAGUUAAUUCGAGUGGAGAAUUUUGAGGCCUACUUUAAGAAACAGCAAGCUGACUCCAACUGUGGGUUUGCAGAGGAAUACGAGGAUCUGAAGCUGAUUGGAGUAAGUCUACCUAAAUACACAGCUGAGGUAGCUGAGAACAGGGGGAAGAAUCGCUAUAACAAUGUCCUGCCUUAUGAUAUUUCCCGAGUCAGACUUUCAGUGCAGACCCAUUCGACGGAUGACUACAUCAAUGCCAACUAUGUGCCUGGCUAUCAUUCCAAGAAAGAUUUCAUUGCCACACAAGGACCUUUACCCAACACUUUGAAAGAUUUUUGGCGUAUGGUUUGGGAGAAAAACAUAUAUGCCAUUGUUAUGUUGACCAAAUGUGUGGAACAAGGAAGGACCAAAUGUGAAGAAUACUGGCCUUCCAAGCAGGCUCAGGACUAUGGGGACAUAACUGUGGCAAUGACCUCAGAGGUUGUUCUUCCGGAAUGGACCGUCAGAGAUUUCGUGGUAAAAAAUAUGCAGACAAGUGAGAGUCAUCCUAUGCGACAGUUCCAUUUCACCUCCUGGCCUGACCAUGGUGUUCCUGACACCACUGACCUGCUCAUCAACUUUCGUUACUUGGUCCGAGACUACAUGAAGCAGAUUCCUCCUGAAUCACCAAUCCUGGUGCACUGCAGUGCUGGAGUCGGAAGGACGGGCACGUUCAUUGCUAUCGAUCGUCUGAUCUAUCAGAUAGAGAAUGAGAACACCGUGGAUGUGUAUGGUAUUGUCUAUGAUCUUCGGAUGCACAGGCCUCUGAUGGUACAGACAGAGGACCAGUAUGUGUUCCUCAAUCAGUGUGUUUUGGAUAUUAUCAGAGCCCAGAAAGACUCAAAAGUUGAUCUCAUCUAUCAGAACACAACAGCAAUGACAAUCUAUGAAAACCUCGAGCCAGUGAGCAUGUUUGGAAAGACUAACGGUUACAUCGCCUAGUUCCAAAGCAAACCCUUUCUGAAGUUAACCAGACCGUCACACCCACAGUGAAGGAAAAUGCCCUGAUGUGGACAUGUAUUUAUAUGUCUCAUUUCUCAGUUCUUUGUUCUGUUCUGUUAGAACUAACUACCUUGGAGGGCAUGAGGCUGUGUGUGUAAAACAUGGCAGACAGGGAGUUAGGGCUGUCAGGGGCUGUGGGACAGGUGAUACAUCAAUCAGCUGCAUUCCUGAUUAUCCAUGGGUUGGGUUCACUUUUUUCCCCUUGA